UGCCCCAAUUUCAUUUCGGGAGGUCUGAGUUUAUUUAGGGAUUUGAGAUUAUUGGGAAAUCAAUGGAAGCAGAGGUGAUAAAAGCAGAGUUGGUAUUGCCAACGCAUAUGAGUUUCAAGAGGAUUCAAAUGUAUGAGAAAUACCCAAAGGGCCAAUCGAAAGUGAGAUGGAAACAGCUCAAGCAAAUCCUUCAAGCUGAAAAUUGCCAGAAUUACUCUCCUGAUGAACCCAAUUAUGUUAAUAUCGAAUCACCGCCUUCGAUGCAACCGUGCAAAAGAAUUUGUGAUAUAACGGGAUUUGAGGCACCGUACCACGAUCCGAGGACGAAUCUCCGCUAUGCAAAUGCCGAUGUUUUCAAGCUUGUGAGAUCUCUUCCCAAUGAGUAUGUGCAAAGGUAUCUAGCUCUAAGGAAAGCGGCAGUGGUUUUGAGGUGAAGUUUGCAAACCUGGGGACAGACUCUGGUCUUGGAUCGAACAUUUAGUUUACAAUUAGAUCAGUCUUUACUUAUAUGAAUCAUCAUAGAGAUUCUCAUGAUGUUUAAUCUACAAUUAGAUCACGUAUUCUGUUCCGUUUUCAUCCCCAGAAACCUCUGCAAAGCUGAAAUUCGUUGGAUAGUUUUAGGGUUAGUUGUAGCAUAAGAUAAACUGGUUAAAGCAGUAUUGUUCUAUGGCCUAUGUGAAAUGAUAUUUGCAAUUUUCCAAUCUGUUUUAUGCGGAUUUGGGUAAUGAGAAUUCCGAUAAUAUUUGGAUUCAAA
Molecule: messenger RNA, 754 nt
Organism: Gossypium raimondii (Peruvian cotton)
Lineage: Eukaryota; Viridiplantae; Streptophyta; Magnoliopsida; Malvales; Malvaceae
Product: protein EIN6 ENHANCER
Exons: 3
Coding region: 63-434 (123 amino acids)
Biological process (GO): chromatin remodeling
Cellular component (GO): Ino80 complex
Source: RefSeq, a predicted model, not a curated record